AUGAUGCACGGUCAAGACGAGUGGUUGGACAAGGACAAAACUUUGGUAGAUGAAGAGGAAAUCGCCAGUCAUAACCUUUCUCACACGAAAAAAAUAGAUUCAAAUAACAAUCGGGUUGGUAAAAAGAGUGCUAAUGAGAUGACGAAACAAAGUAAUCAGAAAAAAAUUUCCAUACUGAAUAGGGAGUUGACGAAACAACUUACUAUUCUGAGACAAGAAAAUAAUCAUCUACAGCAGGCUUGUAAAAUUCUGAGUGAAAACAAGAUCAAGGAAAACAGAAAAUCGAUAGAAAAAUGGAGAACCAUUUGCAAGAUGGAACUUUCGUUCAUUCUAAACUCAACUCUGAUCAAAAUUAACAGAAUGGGCGGUUAUAAAGAUUUUCUAGAAAAGGAAAUGGAGGCCAAAAGGAGAAGACUAGAAUACCAGAUUGACAGUGGUAUGGAAGACCAAAUCUAUGAAAUUAAGGAAAGUGAAGACUUUAAGCAACUUUCAGAAAUUGAGCAACAGGAGUGGGAAAGUCAAAUGAACGAACAACUGAAAGAAUUGGAGAAAAAUAAAGUAGUAGAGCUAGAGAAACUAAAUAAGGUUCUGCUUGAUAGCGAGGGGAAAGAAUUUGGCAUGUUUGAGCUAUGUACUAGGUUAAAGCUUGAUUAUAACUUAAUGUUUCCUCAAUGA
Messenger RNA from Saccharomyces mikatae IFO 1815, 675 nucleotides. It is a transcript of the gene MEI5, whose product is annotated as Mei5p. NCBI's taxonomy places the organism in Eukaryota, Fungi, Ascomycota, Saccharomycetes, Saccharomycetales, Saccharomycetaceae. The transcript has a single exon. The record is from RefSeq and is a predicted model, not a curated record. Bases 1 to 675 code for a protein of 224 amino acids.